Molecule: messenger RNA, 742 nt
Organism: Solea senegalensis (Senegalese sole)
Lineage: Eukaryota; Metazoa; Chordata; Actinopteri; Pleuronectiformes; Soleidae
Gene: fabp4b
Product: fatty acid binding protein 4b
Exons: 5
Coding region: 66-467 (133 amino acids)
Biological process (GO): fatty acid transport
Cellular component (GO): cytosol; nucleus
Molecular function (GO): fatty acid binding
Source: RefSeq, a predicted model, not a curated record
UUCUCUUGUGUCAGUGUCAUCGUGCUUCGUUUCUUCUUGUGUGACGGACUUCAAACAUCACCAUCAUGGUCGAGCAGUUUGUUGGAACCUGGACUUUGUCUGCCAGUGAGAACUUUGAUGACUACAUGAAGGCCAUUGGUGUGAGCUUCACCACCCGGCAAAUGGGUAACAUGGCAAAGCCAAACCUAGUGAUCAGCGUGGAUAGUGCUGGCGUUGUUUCUAUGAAGUCUGAAAGUACUUUCAAGACCACAGAGAUCAAGUUCAAGAUCAAUGAGGAAUUUGACGAGACCACCGCCGACGGCCGACAAACUAAGACUACCAUCACUUUUGAGAAUGGCAAGCUUGUGCAGAAACAGACUUGGGAUGGAAAGAUGACGACACUGGAGAGGGAGGUUCAGGAUGGAAAACUAACAGCUAAAUGCAUCAUGGAGGACGUUGUUGCAUUACGGACCUACGUGAGGGCUUAAGUUGAGCCUGCAGCCGUCUACAAAGAAACCAACACAGGCCAAUGAAGUGUGAACUGUGGUUCUUCAGUCUGUACUUGUGCAUGAAAUAAGAUCUUUGUUGGACGCACACUCGCUUGUGUGGGUUCAACAUUCACUGCUGUUUGGCAUGUCAAUGGAGACUUUAGUCUUUGGCAUAUGUCACAGCAUAUUUUGACCUGUGUGAAAAGGAGCUACUGAUGACUGCUUUGUAAAGGUUGUUUAGGGAAAAAAAAUAAAUGACACAUGAAAUGGCAAAA